Molecule: messenger RNA, 699 nt
Organism: Colletotrichum spaethianum
Lineage: Eukaryota; Fungi; Ascomycota; Sordariomycetes; Glomerellales; Glomerellaceae
Product: peptidyl-tRNA hydrolase 2
Exons: 2
Coding region: 1-699 (232 amino acids)
Cellular component (GO): mitochondrion; cytosol
Molecular function (GO): peptidyl-tRNA hydrolase activity
Source: RefSeq, a predicted model, not a curated record
AUGGCCUCCGACGCAGUAGUUCUUUCGACUUCCAUCGUCGCCCUUAUGACGGGCUUCAUGCUUGGCGUCUACUCAAUCCGCGGCUACCUCAUCUCCCCUGAGCUGCGCGCCGAGGCCCGCGCCAACAUAGAUGAUCCUGUUGAGAGCGACGAGUCCGACAUUGACGAUGACGAUACCGUUCUUGACCACGCGCCCAAUUGGGCCAAUGGCGUGGCCGCCGACCGCCGCGACGGCCUGCGCCAGCGCAACACUGCAUCCUCUGGGAAGCCUGCCUCUUCCAAGAAGCCCAACCCCGACUCUGUGCCACUCGCCGACUCCAACGAGGAGUGUAAGCUCGUCCUCGUCGUCCGGACGGAUCUGGGCAUGACUAAGGGCAAGAUGGCAGCGCAAGCAUCACACGCGACACUCGCAUGCUACAAGUCUCUCUCGCGCGCCGCGGCGAAAGACCCAUCAUCCCCGGCGGCCAACAUCCUCAAGCGCUGGGAGCGCCUCGGCCAGGCCAAGAUCGCGGUGCAGAUCAAGAAUCAGGACGAGAUGCUCGAGCUCAUGGGCAAGGCGCGGAGCCUGGGCGUCACAUCCGAGGUCAUCGCCGACGCCGGCCGCACGCAGAUCGAGGCUGGCAGCCUGACGGUGCUCGGUGUCGGUCCCGCCCCCCGGAGCCUCGUUGACCAGAUCACGGGCCACUUGAAGCUGUUGUAG